UCUUUUAUUUAAUGCAAUACAGUGCGAUGGAUGAAUUUCACCCAUUCAUCGAGGCACUUCUUCCACAUGUCCGUGCAAUUGCCUAUACUUGGUUCAACCUGCAGGCUCGAAAACGCAAGUACUUUAAAAAGCAUGAGAAGCGAAUGUCAAAGGAUGAAGAAAGAGCAGUCAAAGAUGAGCUUCUCAGUGAAAAGCCUGAAAUCAAACAGAAGUGGGCAUCCAGGCUCCUGGCCAAACUGCGCAAAGAUAUCCGCCAGGAGUACCGAGAGGACUUUGUGCUUACCGUGACUGGCAAGAAGCACCCGUGCUGUGUCUUAUCCAAUCCCGACCAGAAGGGUAAGAUUAGGAGAAUCGACUGCCUGCGACAGGCAGACAAAGUCUGGCGUCUGGAUCUAGUCAUGGUGAUCCUGUUCAAAGGCAUCCCCUUGGAAAGUACCGAUGGAGAGCGGCUCAUGAAAUCCCCACAUUGCACAAACCCAGCACUUUGUGUCCAGCCACAUCAUAUCACAGUAUCAGUUAAGGAGCUUGAUUUGUUUUUGGCAUACUACGUGCAGGAGCAAGAUUCUGGACAAUCAGGAAGUCCAAGCCACAAUGAUCCUGCCAAGAAUCCUCCAGGAUACCUUGAGGAUAGUUUUGUAAAAUCUGGAGUCUUCAAUGUAUCAGAACUUGUGAGGGUAUCCAGAACGCCCAUAACCCAGGGAACUGGAGUCAACUUCCCAAUUGGAGAAAUCCCGAGCCAACCAUACUAUCAUGACAUGAACUCGGGGGUCAAUCUUCAGAGGUCGCUGUCUUCUCCACCAAGCAGCAAAAGACCCAAAACUAUAUCCAUAGAUGAAAAUAUGGAACCAAGUCCUACAGGAGACUUUUACCCCUCUCCGAAUUCACCAGCUGCUGGAAGUCGAACAUGGCAUGAAAGAGAUCAAGAUAUGUCUUCUCCGACUACUAUGAAGAAGCCUGAGAAGCCAUUGUUCAGCUCUACAUCUCCACAGGAUUCUUCCCCAAGAUUGAGCACUUUCCCCCAGCACCAUCAUCCCGGAAUACCUGGAGUUGCACACAGUGUCAUCUCAACUCGAACUCCACCUCCACCCUCACCGUUGCCAUUUCCAACACAAGCUAUCCUUCCUCCAGCCCCAUCGAGCUACUUUUCUCAUCCAACAAUCAGAUAUCCUCCUCACCUGAAUCCUCAGGAUACUCUGAAGAACUAUGUACCUUCUUAUGACCCAUCCAGUCCACAAACCAGCCAGCCUAACAGCAGUGGUCAAGUAGUAGGGAAAGUGCCUGGCCAUUUCACUCCUGUCUUGGCACCCUCUCCCCAUCCCAGUGCAGUGCGACCUGUGACCUUGACCAUGACAGAUACUAAACCCAUCACUACAUCCACUGAAGGUGAGGCAGCUUCACCUACAGCAACCACCUACACAGCCUCAGGCACAUCUCAAGCCAAUCGAUAUGUGGGACUAAGCCCAAGAGACCCAUCCUUCCUACAUCAGCAACAGCUGAGGAUUUGUGACUGGACCAUGAAUCAAAACGGCAGGCAUUUAUACCCCAGUACCAGUGAGGAUACAUUGGGAAUUACUUGGCAAAGUCCUGGUACCUGGGCUAGCUUGGUUCCUUUCCAAGUGUCAAAUAGGACACCCAUCCUACCGGCAAAUGUCCAAAAUUACGGUUUGAACAUAAUUGGAGAACCUUUCCUUCAAGCAGAAACGAGCAACUGAGGGAAAAUGAAAUACAAUAGUUUAAGAAAUUAAAAAAAAAAAAAGGAAAAGAGGAAGACUGGACAAAACAAAACACAACAAAGGGAGAAAGGAAAGAAACUGAAGAAAGAAGAUAAUAGACCAGCAAUUGCAGCACUUACAAUCACUAGUUCCCUUAAGGUUGAAACUGUAAUGACAUAAAAAGGGUCGAUGAUAUUUCACUGAUGUUAGAUCACAGCCCCUGCAACGUAGCCUUUGUUACAUGAAGUCCGCUGGGAAAUAGAUGUUCUGUCUCUAUGACAAUAUAUUUUAACUGACUUUCUAGAUGCCUUAAUAUUUGCAUGAUAAGCUAGUUUUAUUGGUUUAGUAUUCUUGUUGUUUACGCAUGGAAUCACUAUUCCUGGUUAUCUCACCAACGAAGGCUAGGAGACAGCGUCAGAGGUGCUGGGUGACAGCCAUGAGCCAGCCAUUUUAUAAGCACUCUGAUUUCUAAAAGUUAAAAAAUAUAUAAAAUCUCUGUAGCCUUUAGUUAUCAGUACAGAUUUAUUAAAUUUUGGCCCUUAACCCAGCCUUUUCCAGUGUGUAACCCAGUUUGAAAUCUUUUAAAAAAAAAAGAAAAGAAAAAUGAAAAAAAAAAAAAAAGAAAAAAAGAAAAAAGGAAAAAAAAAACAGUUUGAACACAAAGGCUCUAUGGAGGAGAUGCCUCUAUGUAGGUGAAGUGUUAUCUCUGCAUGCAACAGUAAAAAUUAAUAUAAUAUUUUCCCCACAAAAGAAACACUUAACAGAGGCAAGUGCAAUUUAUAAAUUUAUAUCUAAAGGGGAAUCAUGAUUAUAAGUCCUUCAGCCCUUGGACUCUAAAUUGAGGGGAUUAAAAAGAAUUUAAAAUAAUUUUGAACGAAUUUAUUUUCCCCUCCGUUUUUGAGGGCAUUAAAAAGGCAUUAAAUCAAGACAAAUCAUGUGCUUGAGAAAAAUAAAAUUAAUGAAAAUACAGCACUUAUGUUGGUUUAGCUGCAGCCUCCUUGGAGGUAGAAUUUAUUUAUUUAAAAUUACUGGUUGCAUCAAGAACCCAUAGGGUGUACAAAAGGUUCUAUAAAAUCUGCAUUAUAGAGACAAAGAGGCAGGCAAAUCCAUGUCACAAGGGUAAAGCUUACAGUUUACAAACUGGGAACGCCAGGGUGUAGGAUAUAAAAAUGCACUCUUGAGAAAACAAAUGUAAUCAGGGUGCUGAAAACUUGCAUGGUGCUUUCAGACAUUAGCCUUGUUCAACAAAUUUCUUGUAUUGACAGAUCCGUAGUGUGCAUGGGCAGACACAUUUUGCCUCUAUGUCUCUUAAAAUUUUAAUUAAAAAUACUCUUUCCAGUAAUCCUAAUUUGCACGAAGAUAUAAUGUCCACAUUACGUGCCUUGCCUUGAAAUCUAAAAAACAAAAAACAUAAAAAAAACAAAAAAACAAAAAAGUGACAUCACUACACUUGUUUUGCUGCAUUUAUUAUCAUUUUAAAUCUUUACCAUUUUUAUGACAAAAUAUUUUGUACUCCAGACGAAGAAAAAUGUGUGACAUCAUGGAUUUUUUAGACAGUUAUACCUUUAUCUCACAUUUAUAAAGCAUAUCAUGGCUGUGUAUAGUUGCCGCUUAAAAAUUGUAAUCGACCAGCAAUAUUUUCAGUAUUUUGGUGUUUUUUCUAUUAACCUUUCAUGUUUUUCAUCUUCCAAUUAAUAUUUGGGGGGGAGGGGUUUCAAAUUUAUACGAAUUAUGCAAUACCAAGUUUUGCCUAUGUAGGUAGUGCUUUUAGCUGUAUUGGUUAUUAUAGGUAAGUACACAGAUUUAAAAAAAUAAUGUAUGCUUUUUUUUUGUUUGUUUGUUUUAAUUGACCAAAGUGGGUACUGCUAUUUUUGCAGUGUGAUGAGGUCCUUUUGUGUACUGAGAGAUGGACAGGGGAUUUUUUUUUAAUAUACAUAUAUAUAUAUAUAUAUUCUGGGGUGGGUGGGAGGAUUUUUUAACACUUUACAGUGUAGCUGUGAAGCAGUGCACCCUGAGAUGGGCCUGGGCUGCAAAGCGACUGUUCUGCCUACUGUGACAAACUUCAACUCUUACACAGGUUCCCCCUCUCUAACUUCCCACCUGGGGUGCAAGCUGAACUCAUUUCUCGUUUUCAUAACAACACAAUAGUAAGAACAAGCAAACACGACAAAUUCUCCUGGAGGCAGACUUGGCUUAAAAAGGCAGACUUGGCUUGGUGGUAGUUUUUUCUUGAACGUUCCAGAUCCACAGUGGAGAGUGAGCCUGUCUCAUAUUUGGCAAAGAUAUUAGUUGAAAUGUCCACAUAGUGGAUGUUGGAUGUUAAACACUAUUGGGGUUUAAACAUGAAUGUACUUUCUCCUACAAAACACAUGAGACCAGGUGGAGAGAGUGCUCCCACAUCUGUCCCUGCCACUUCUCUUCCCCAUCCUCUCAUUUCAUGAAUGACAGGAUCUGAUUUACCUGUGACUUACUACGUCAAAUGGAUGGCGGUGCACUUGGAUUUUUUUUUGAAGUAUCCUGAAGAUUGAACGAAGGUUGCUAUUAUUGAAUGUAUUUGGACUGAUAGAUUAAAAUCAAAGUUCAAUUUUUAAGGAACAAAAAAAAUAAAUAAACCUUGUUAGGUUUUCUUUUUACCUGCCCUUUUAAACUGAGAACCAGAGCAGGAGGGAAAUAUAGAAUUUUAAGAAAUUAAUUUUCCUGUGGAUGAAUUAAGCCCAUUAGAUGCUGAUGGGAUAUUUUUAAGGGAUGGUACCUCAAAUAUAGAUUUGAUUUAGUUUCCCUGGAGGGCUAGAGGGUGAAUGGAGGGUGGUUUCAUUUUGCCCUCCUCUCCUCCCCUCCCCCCGCCCUGACCUCCCUCCCUAUCCAGUCCCAUUGAGUGAAUUCAUUACUAGAAGGAAAAUUUUUCAGAAGUAGUGACAUGAGAUAGGCUGUUUUAAGGAGCCCCCGACCCCCUUCCCCCAAGUCAUAGUCUAAUAAAAUAAACUGUCAAUUGUUCUCACAGCAUAUCGUUUAAUAAUGAAUACUUUAGAACAAUGCUUAUGGGCUAGAGAAUUGAAUUUGAUUAGCCCAUUCAGUUUGAUAGCCCAAACGCUGAAUAGCACAGCGGGAUCCUAGCAGCGCAAGUUCAGAAGUAAGUCCAAUCAUUUCCAUGAUACUUGCCCUGGUAAAAAACAGAUCAUCUCAGCCAAGGUCUUCAUGUAUCUUUGAUCUAGUAGGUGAACAAAUUAACCUCACAGGACACACAGUAUUCUUUAAGGGCAGACUCGCUCUCCUUUUUGCAAGUGAAUGGGCAGUUCUAGCUAAAUGUUACACAUUGUGGGUAUUCCUGCCUGCCUCUUGAAUACAAAGGCCUAGUUCAAGUGUUGCUUUUUUUUUUUUUUAAUUCCUUUUUUUCUUCUCUCCUCUUGAGAUAAACAGUGAAAAAUACUACUAUAUAUAAAAUCUCAAAUUCCUUUUUCGGCCUCAGCUAUUUUACCAGGAAGUAUAUUCGGACGAAGGGCCCCACUUUUGCAAGUCUUGCACGCCCCUCCCUUACUCAGAACUGCGGAGCUUCAGGAUGGCACAGGUCGCCCCAGGGCAUCAGCAGGGGGCAGUGUGUCCAGCCACCAGUUCCGUGGCACUGUUCAGCUUUUGCUGUUGCUUUGCAGCCCACCACUCCCAGUGCCUCUGAAGCGUGUUUCCCCUGGAGUGACAUGAGCGUUUGAGGCUUGUCUAAGGAAAUAAAAAAAAAUAAAAGGCAGUGAAGGAGACUGUACAUAAAGACAUGGCAAAAAUAGCAAUAUAGUUAUCGGGUAACGUUUGGGUGGGCAGCUCCAUUAAAAAAUAUGUGAAUGAAUCUGUGAAGCUGCAGGUAGCAAGAAGAGCGAAAGGUCUUCUUAACGAACCGCCUACCUUGUAGACAGUAAUUUGUACACUGUAUAGUUUUGUUAAGAAUUUUUUUUUAAAUUAAAAUUCCCAUGUUUGUAAAGCUAACUUUUUAACAAUUAUAAUGGAACUAUAUGUUGUUUCCAUUUUUAAAGUAAACAAGAAUAUUCCUUGUUUAGAGACUGGACUUGAGUUAAAACUCUCCAGUCUCUUAAGUUAUGUAUUAAAAAAAAAAU
Messenger RNA from Galeopterus variegatus (Sunda flying lemur), 5812 nucleotides. It is a transcript of the gene NFIB, whose product is annotated as nuclear factor I/B. The transcript is spliced from 12 exons. Gene Ontology annotation, cellular component: nucleus. The coding region runs from base 12 to 1712 and encodes 566 amino acids. Gene Ontology annotation, biological process: regulation of transcription by RNA polymerase II. The record is from RefSeq and is a predicted model, not a curated record. Gene Ontology annotation, molecular function: RNA polymerase II cis-regulatory region sequence-specific DNA binding; DNA-binding transcription factor activity, RNA polymerase II-specific. NCBI's taxonomy places the organism in Eukaryota, Metazoa, Chordata, Mammalia, Dermoptera, Cynocephalidae.